Messenger RNA from Phaeodactylum tricornutum CCAP 1055/1, 597 nucleotides. RefSeq lists its product with no specific name. Lineage: Eukaryota; Bacillariophyta; Bacillariophyceae; Surirellales; Neidiaceae. The record is from RefSeq and is a predicted model, not a curated record. Gene Ontology annotation, biological process: photosynthesis, light harvesting in photosystem I; response to light stimulus. The annotation marks the transcript as partial. Gene Ontology annotation, cellular component: membrane. The transcript has a single exon.
UCCAUUGCCAUUCCGUAUGAAGGAGCCCCGGCACUUUUGGACGGAUCCCUGGUGGGUGACGUGGGCUUUGAUCCCUGCUUCCUUUCUACCAAGGCCGACACCGUGGCUGCUCCGUACUUCAACGGAAUCUUCAACAAUGAAGUGAGCAUCGACGGUCUCACCUGGUACCGCGAGGCCGAACUCAUGCAUGGACGUAUCUGCAUGAUCGCCGUCGUGGGAUUCAUCGCCCCCGGUUUCGGAACCUUUGAAGGCAACGCCUGGACCGGCGCCGACGCCUUUUCCAACACCAACCCCUUGGAAGCCCUCGGAGCCGCCCCCAGCGCCUCGAUUUUCCAGAUCUUUGCCUUUAUGGCGGCCUUGGAAUUCCGCCGCAUCAACAUUAUCUUCCAGCAAGGCAACAACUACCAGCCCGGUGACUCUCAGCGUUGGGGACAAGGAGACGGCCGCUGGAACCCUCUCGGACUCAACUACUCCCCAGAAGAAUACGAAGAGAAGCAGCUGCAGGAAGUGAAGCACGCCCGUCUUGCCAUGGUUGGCCUACUUGGACUCCUUUUCCAAGCCAACGCCUCUGGUGUCAACGUCAUUGAUCAGCUGUCG